Messenger RNA from Homarus americanus (American lobster), 6853 nucleotides. Its product is annotated as mesoderm induction early response protein 1-like. NCBI's taxonomy places the organism in Eukaryota, Metazoa, Arthropoda, Malacostraca, Decapoda, Nephropidae. Gene Ontology annotation, biological process: negative regulation of transcription by RNA polymerase II. The transcript is spliced from 10 exons. The record is from RefSeq and is a predicted model, not a curated record. Gene Ontology annotation, molecular function: transcription corepressor activity; histone deacetylase binding. Gene Ontology annotation, cellular component: nucleoplasm. Bases 384 to 2132 code for a protein of 582 amino acids.
UUGAUAUUGUUAUUUUUAGCAGAAACUGUGUAUUAAUCCGGAAAAAUUAUCAGAUAAAUUAUAUUCCAGCCUCUGUUGAAAUUGAUAAAGAGGGUGGAGGGAUAACAGUACCUUAGAUGUGAUGAAAGGAAAUCAGUAGGUGGCUUUGUUUACACUGGGUCGAGGUGGGGGGGACGUGACCAGUGCGGCACGUUUUGAAGGGAUCAAGUGAAUUAUUACCCUAAAAGACCAAACCGGCUGUACAUGGCCUGCCAAUCACUGCACAAAGUAUUCAACAAUCGUUUACCACCGGAGAGUCCCAGAAAUAGCAGCAGAAAGAGAGUACAGGGACCGCCGGCAGUGAAAGUGAUGCAGGCGAUGGAGAAUUUGAACCGACGGCGGAAAUGCUAGUCGAUGAUUACGACGAUGAGAGAACAUUAGACGAGGAGGAGGAUAUGGAAGAAGGCACAGACCGCGAGGAAGAGAUCGAUAACCUAGAGAAGGUGGGUGGCGUUGAUGAACCGCAGAAGGAACAGGACAUGCCCAUUGCACAGCUGCUGGCUAUGUAUAGAGGAUACCCACCCGAGGAGGGGGAAGGAGAGGUGGAGGAGCAAGCUAAUGGAGAGGGGGAGACUAACCAGAAUGAGAAUGAAAACAGUAACGGGGAAGUGAUCGAGAAUGAAGCAGAGGUCGAGAACGAGACAGAGGAGCAGGAGGAACCCGAAGUCAUAUCAUCGAGAUCUUCCACCUCCGAGGAAAAUGUAAAUAAUCACGAAAAGGAAAUAAAACCAGAUGUAAAGCCCGAGAGAAAACGGAGAGAAAAGACGUCAGAAUUGGCCCAACUCUAUGCAGACAUGGAUACCAACGGCGACACUCCGACCCCAUCGUCUUCGCGUUCUCUGAGAUGUCACAAACCUCUAGGAAUCCUGUCAACGGGCAGCUCGCGACAACAGAGUGAAGAUGAAGAGGAGGAAGAAGGGGAUUAUUCUGGGGAGGAGGAGGACUGGCAUAAAACUAUUAUGAUCGGUUCGUCCUACCAGGCACAGGUACCCGAGGGUCUACAAGCGUACGGUGCAACGCCGCCUUAUGAGAAUGAAGAUAAACUCUUGUGGGAGCCUGGCAAAUUAAGCCCUAAACAGGUAGAGGAGUACCUACGGGCACUAAGUCAUCCCCCGCCUGGUUCUCAAGGUGUUGCUGCCAUCCCCCUCGGAAAGCACGUCAGAGAUGAUGAACAGUUACUGAAUAGAAGAAAGUGGGGUAACCUGCCCCACUACCCUGGAGUAGGAAGGGGGGUGGGGGAGUGCAUCAAGCCUCAAGCAGGUGCAAGUUUGUUGAAUAAUGAUACGGGAUGCAAAUGUAAGGCUUUGUAUCUAUUACUUCAAUGUGGGUAUAAUGUAGAAGAAGCUUUACGUAGACACCGUAUGAACCCUACUCCGCUGGCCUCCACUAUGACACUAUGGUCGGAAGAGGAGUGUAGAAAUUUUGAAAACGGUCUUAAAACUUACGGCAAAGAUUUCCACCUCAUACAACAAAAUAAGGUUCGAACGAGAUCGGUGGGAGAGUUAGUACAGUUUUAUUAUCUCUGGAAGAAGACGGAAAGACACGACCUCUUCGCGACAAAAACCAGAAUUGAGAAGAAAAAAUACAUAGUUCAUCCUGGCACUACUGACUACAUGGACCGGUUCCUAGAUGAGGGAGAGGGAGGUGGCCACAUGCCGUGGCGUGACAACCGCUCGUCGUCCCCCAGUCUUCACGCUCUGUUGUAUGGGCGUCCUCCUGGAAGCACCGCCGGAGCAUCUGGAGGUGGGGUAGAAAUCUCUGCACCUGCAAGCAUUGCUCAACCUACUCAGCCCAGCUCUACAACAGAAGCCACUGGAGGGAGUAAUAACAAAGACAGCGAGGCUUCAGUUACUUAUUCUGGACUAAACCAGAUGGAAGACUUAGCCCGCCAUUUGGACCCAGACUCUAUUGAGUCCCUGGCCAAGAUGACUUCUCCGAACACUUCUGUAUCAAUUGCCAGAACUGGGAAGAGAACCAGUAGUCCUCAUCCUAUGGAUGUGGAUUUAUCUAUAUCACGUUCCUCGUUGCUAACCUCACAGACAAUGAGUGUAGAGGCUAAAAGUGUAGCAAUGGCAGAAACUGUUGCACAGUGAAAUAUACUGUAUGCCUUUUUUAAUGUGUAUGAGUGGUGUGGUGGUUGUGAAAAGUGCAAGUGUUCGUUACCAGUGUUGCUGCCUGAUAAUGUAACCAAGAGGACACCCAAAGUCUGCCUUUUUGUAAUAUUAAUGAUCCAAGAACACUUAUUACAAUCAGCUUGCUGAAUUUUAUACAGCCUCUGUGUGAGUGUUUGGAUCUAUAACUUUCAGUGAAAUUAUCAAAGAAAAUCUUAGAUUUUGGCCAUCAAAGUUGUGUCAGAAAUUCUAGAAAAAUAACACAACUGUACAACAUGGGAAUUAUUUUCAUUUAUGUGAGUUAACAUUAUUGUAUAUUUAUAUAUUUCUUCCUUAAAAAAAGUGCCACAUAAAUACUGUACACACAUUGCAUACAUAUUGUACAGUGGUUAAUACCAUACAGGUUAGCCAGUCAAUUCCUACAUCAUCUUUGGGAUUUCAUAUUCAUUCAUCAUUAUUAGACACAUCAUUCAAAAUUAUAGUUCCCAACACACACUCACACACAUACACACACAUACUGUACACAUGUACUAACACACUCGAAUACAUACACUCACUCUUAAACACUCAAUCACUCAUGCUCUCAUACACUCAAUCACUCAAUUUUAAUGUAAAUUAACACCUUAUUGUAUAUUUAUAUAUUCCAUGUUAAAAAAAGUGCCACAAACACAUGUAACAUAGAUUCAUGUUGUUCACUGAGUCUCUGUCUAUGUCUUUGGGAGUUCAUACUCACUCACUCAGAAUAUCAUUAGGCUCUUCAUAUUUGAGGCUAUUUCACAACACACCCACACACACACAUACAUUCACCCACCCAUUCACCCACCCAUUCAUUCACUCAGUCACUGUCAUCUGUCUGUCUGUCUGUCUGUCUGUCUGUGUGUCCAGAAAAUGAAAAUUGUUUUAAAUUUCAAGUCCCAAAGUCUAGUCUGAUGAAAGCGAUGUUGGAGAUGUUACCUAUGUUGAGUGCUGAACCCUCUUCCUCCUUCUCUUCUUCCCCCCACCCCCAACCAUGAAAAAUUUACCCAAUAUUAACCAACACUUCAUUUCUUCCUCUAGAUAUCAAUUUCAAAAAGGGAGAUUGUCUUAAUAGAAGAGGGUUAGUUCAAUAAACAGUCUUGUAUUCUGUAAAGGGAACGGUUACAUUAUAAGAUUACUCAUGGCUUCUAACGUUCUUUAUGGCGUCGAUGCUGGUAGUCAUUAGAAUGGGUAUUGAAAUUAAAAGUCUAUUUAUAUUUUUACUGAAAGGUUACACUUACGGUAGACUCAGAUGUUUAGGUGCCACUAUACAAAUAAUGUUGGUUAUGCCACCCCAGGAAGGUUGAUGACAACCUUCUCAGGGUAGAAUUAUAUAUUUAUUUGAUUUUAAUUUUUUUUUGUUAAUCUCAUGAAUCUAGAUCUACUCAAUGAACAAGUUAUUUAUUUAUAUGCUGAUAACACACGUAGGGAAAAAGACAACACGAAAUACCCAAGCACUUGGGAACUUUGUGUUUUUCUUUUCUUUUUACCUGUGUGGUUAUCAGCAUAUACAUACAUACAGUACAUGGAUCACAUGCACCUACAGUGAUUUAUUUGCAUAUUUAUUUGUUUCCUCACAGUAUUUUUUUUUCCCCACCAGACAGGUCGUGUGUGUGCUGGUACAGAAUCCUUUAAUGCUAGAGUACCAUAGCUACACUGGUACUGUAUUAGAGACUACAUACCUGAGCUAGCAACAUGUAUUUUUAGUGUGGGGCUCUUACUCUGUUGUGUUGUUUUACAGGUUGGAUCCACAUUGGAAUACCCGAUAUGGUCAACACUGGAGUGAUCCUCUAUUCUGAGGUUUGGCAAUGCCUUUAGUCAGGCUGGCAAGGAUUUCUGUACUGAUUUGUUUUGAAAUUCAUUAGCUUUCAAGAACCACUUUAGUUAAUGGACUGUGUACAUUAUUGUCACGUAUGCAUGUCUUUGUACAAAUAAUUAUAGUAGAGAGUCGACUAACUACAGCUACUUGCUCCAACAGGGUUAUGAGGUAACCAUCUUUAGGUCAGUUCUUGUUAAGUAAGUUUGGUGUCUGAGGUUUUGGAGUUUUGAAAUCAAAGUUCUUCUGAGAGGAAUUCGUAAGACAUGUAUUAAGGAAAGUUAUUAUGCCCCAUCACCAUAGGCUGAGGGGCAUAGUGUAAUGGUUUGCACUUGAGCUUGUGUACAUCUGUCUGUCCGGGACUCAAUACACAUUAUCUGAAGAUGGAUGGAUAUUAAUCAAACUUACAACACACACACACACUACAAUAGAAAUUUCUACAUGUGAGUAAUUUUGAGGGGAGUCAGGGUCACAAAGGCAUGUGUACUCCGAUGCUGCUAGAUGUUCAUGUACACAAUAUCUGUAGGCUGGUUGGAGGAACAUUGAUCAUAUUAGUACCAGAGAAAUUAUAUACAGAGUUCCUUACCUGUUUGAUUUUUUAAGGUCAGCCCACCCCUGUCUGCUAAAGUGCUAGUUACUAAAUGCUUCUGUGCCAGAUAUACAGAUACUGGAAAACUUAAUGAUUGGAUUUUUACCAAACAUGUACUGCGGAUUCUAUUCUGUAUUACACUUGACUAGUUUUUUAUGGAGGUUGGGUCAAAAGCCAAAGUCACUGUUUAAUGGUUAUUGGUCUUGUGUUCCCAGCCGAGCAGAUGGGGCAUGCAGUAUUUCCUUGUCCCCUACCUGUGUGCAUGUCCGUCCUGAUCUUGUGUACCAAAGAAGUUUUUAGGAUGAGAGACUUCACUUAUAUGUCAGUGAUGCAUCAGUAACACUUGCAACGAGAGUCUUUUAGGCCACUCGUGUACCUCCAGAAUUAACACUUAUGUCAAUGGCAGUUUUGUAUGGUAUAACUUGUUGAAAAUCCCAUAAAGAAUGAAUUUGCCAUCCAUUUGGGUUGAAGAAACUGAAAGUGAAGAUAUACUGUAGUAGUAGUGGUUUGGGAGUCUUGUUGAGUGCUGUUGAUAUUUUAAAGCAAAUAUAUCCCCUCUACACAUCUCUUGAGGGGCCAAUUUUAUGUAAUUUUAAACACUUUCAUUAUCCCAUCAGACUCAUUGAGUUAGCAUGUUUACGUCGAGUGUGGCACGAGCCAAUGGAGGCACUCCCGUGUUAGUGUUACGGAGAAUCCUGUGAGUGGAAUCGUUUAUCCUGGAACCUCUUUAUCUUGUACCACUGAUUGUUGUUACAGUGCCAAGUUCUCUCCCUAAUUAGUUGAUUGAGUUCAAGGGGUUAAAUUCACAGUCAUGUAUACUAAAAUAUUUAUCAUGUCUCCUCUUAACAUCCUAUCCAUUCGGGGAGUUGGUCUGUUCUUUGUUACUUUGUUAUGACCUUCCUUGUCCAGGAUGAAUGGAUAUUGACCUUAUGCCCAUUGCCAAGCUGAUGGGCAUAUUGGUUCACUCCUUUCCGUGCCUCCAUCCAUUGUUCUGAUCUGGUGUACACAAUGUCUCAUGAUUGGGUGAAGGAAUGGUUACUAAACUGUAACUACUAUACAUGUAAAGUUCUACACCUGAUUUAUUGUUGGAGGUCAGGAGGGGUCAAAGCUUAAGGUCAUGUAUACUAAAAUGCUAAAAGUGUAAUUGUUUUAAAUGUUCUUUAAUGACCUGACUAGAUUUUUAAGCUCUUGUAAGUUUUUACACAAAUAAUUAUUCCUCAGUUUUUUGGGGAGUAAUUGGACAUUUUUUGUGGUCAGCGAGUAUUUGUAUAUGUUUUACAAAGAGAAUUACUGUUUUAUUUAGAUAUAUGUUGGUCAGUGACUUUGAUUAGGUUAUAAACACAAGAAAAAUAAUGUACACAGAUGCAUAUUGUAGUAUAAUUUAAACAGAAUUUCCGAGAAAGUAGUGAGUCGUAUGCAAGGUUGUCCACAGGGAAGAGAAUUACACUACACCACCCACUUAAGGUACUGAAUAAAGGAACAUGUAUGUAAACGUUUGCUGUUGAAGACGUUGGACAUUCAGAGAGAGAAAAUUUUUGGUGCUUUUAUGGAAUUUUAGGAAAUAUAUGAUAAAGUAUUUUGGAAUAUUAUGUGUAUGAGUUUUAGUUCUUUAUUCUGUGCGGAGAAGACUAUUUUAUAUUGUCCAUGGUAUUAGGAUGAGAAUUGUUCCUGUGUAGUAGUACAGGGUGGUGAGUGUGUCUGUGUGUGUGUCUGUCUGUCUGAUGUUUGGUUAUGUAAGCUUGCCAAAAUUUUUGACAGUUAUGGGAAUGGUUUAUGGAUGGCUGGUGCCAAAGAUACAAGUUAAGUGAUUCUGAGGUCAGGUAAUUUCAUAUUAGGAUAGGGGAAGCUGUUAGUUAUUAUUUUGACCCACUGAAUCAGAAGAGGAAUUAGGUAAAAUGCAAAUGGGGAAAAAGUCCUUCAGUAGGGUAAUGUUUGUCUCGUGAGAAAAUGUUGAAUAAAAUGGUCAGGCGUUCACCAAAUAAAAUAUUUAAAGCAGUGUCCCCGUAGUGAAAGGUUUAAUGAGUUUAGUUAUUUAUGUGCAGUGGAAAAGGCUAGGUAUUUCUUGCUAGUAUGUUGUGCAGGAAGAGAAGUAUAGGCAGUAUUGAGGACUAAGAAAUGGAAAGAUUCUGUGAUAUAUAUAGAGUUACAGUAAUUCCUAGCAUAUCAUAGUAUACUGUACUGUAUGUACAGUAAACUCUCAUGUAUAGAGAGAAUCUAUUGCCUUGGUUAAUAUUGCCAUAAUAGGUGAAUGUAAAACUGCCCCCCCCCCCUUAUACACACACA